AUGAAGCCAUCAAACACCCUCACCACAUCCGAUUUCGCCGCCGCCACCAACUUGCCCAUCGUUCUGGACAGCACCUUUUGCCUACGCUCACACUCCGCUUGGUCAUCAUCGAAAAUCCUGGCCCAUGUAUCGACUGAUCUGGCUAUUAAACGGUCAGAGUCUCCUCGCCAUCGGCGGAAUGACCCCCUUGCAGAUAUCGCGGCCAAUCUUCCCAACCAGAUUUCCAAAAUCCCUGUUCGAAUGUCCCCCACCAUCGAUUGCUCAAGCCUCUUAUUUAACCAAUCCUCAACUCUUGCGGCUCUUGACAGCAAUCAGCGCACAACUGGAGAAUCCUCGGAGAGGAAAAACUUACAUACUUCCUGGCUCACUUCCUCACUGUCACCUCUUAUUUGGCUUCCAAUGGCAUUUGUAAAUCUCCCCACUGUCGAGGCAAAAGAAGAAGACCUCCAGCACAAAACAAAAUCACCGCUAGCAUCUGAUCACCUUGCGACCCAGAGCAUCGACCCACACAUAGACACCACUGAAUCUUGCAGCAAUAGAGAAGAGAACGCAGAGCUCUCGGACCUUCAUACGCUUCCCAAUAUCAGUCUUUUGAACUUGGAAAAGAACAGUACUCCCCCUCGUUGUCCAUCACGCUUGAAAGAAAGUCCACCCAACACAGUACUCAAUCGAUCUGUUCGGUUCAGUGACCCCACCCCCCUAGGGAUACAGACCGACCAGUCCCAAUGGCUCCACAAUUUCAGCAUAGACACCACGUACGAUAAGGUGGACGCUUUCCCAAGUCCAACACCCGGCAAACGGUUUCUAGGGAGAGGCUCGAUUGAUUCCAAUUACCAAUCCCCGAGGAAGGCUUCUCUCCCAGACUGGGUCGUUAAUGAAUACUUAUCAUCCAAUAACUCCCCCAAGAAGCUUGAACCAAUCGGAGAUCUGAAAUCCCUCCAAACACACCCUACCCACAAGAAUCAAAGCAACCCGGGGACUCAACAUCCCAGAAUGAAUUUCACUUUGAACACCUACAAACGAUCCCGGCCAUCGACCACAUCUCACUCCAUCUUACCAGCACGCCAUCUGCCGCCGCCAGGAAAAGUGUUCUACCCUCUCCUCCACCAUUCUGAAGUCAAGAAAUUCAACCAGAACAACGACUCGCUCUCUCUCAGCCCUCAUCUGUCGCCUCGUCUCCAGAACGUCAACCAAAAAUCGGCUUCCAAACUCUCCUUCAAAAGCAAAAUCCGACAGAUCUUUGUCUUCCGAAAAAAGAGCUCCAAAAAAUCUAAUGUGUCGCUACCUAACUCUUUAAACUAA
This is a messenger RNA of Puccinia triticina, 1302 nucleotides long. RefSeq lists its product as uncharacterized. Bases 1 to 1302 code for a protein of 433 amino acids. Lineage: Eukaryota; Fungi; Basidiomycota; Pucciniomycetes; Pucciniales; Pucciniaceae. The transcript has a single exon. The record is from RefSeq and is a predicted model, not a curated record.